UAAUGAUAUAUAUGUUUAGACGAAAAUAUCCUCACUGAAAUUUGAAUAUCCCAAUCCUGUCCUUCACCCUACUACCCUGCAUUCUCUCAUUCGGUGCACCUUUUCACAAGCUGCAUUCACGAAUCCCUUGCAGUGUCGCCAUUGAAAUCGAAAGUAACAAUGUGGAGGUCGAUACUCUCAAGACAAAGAUGUGUUCCUCUUCGCAACUUCAACGCCGCCUCUGCUUCACCACUGAUUCAGGUUCUUCCUCUCUCUAAUUUCAUACUAAACCCUACACUAUCAACUACACCUUCUUCUUCCUUAGGUUUUCCUCAAAUUUCACUUCUUUCCAAUAACCCUAGAUUCUUCUCUCAACAAAUCGCUACUCAAAACGAGGAUGGUGCUGUUCAUCUCGAAAAUGAUGACGUUCCUGUUCAGAAUGAUGAUGGUAAUGAAAACGUUGUUGGAGUAGAAGAGGAAGAACAGGUUUAUCAGUUUGAUGAUGAAAAAUUGGAGAAAGUUGUAUUUUUUCUUCAGAACGAAGAAGUUAGUGAUGAUGGGUCAUUUGAGUCUACUCUUAAUCAUAUGGAUUUGAAUGUACAUCAAGAUUUUCUCAUCAAAGCUAUUGAAAAAAUCGAAAUUGUUUCUGUUCAGAAUCUUGUUAGGUUUUUAAACUGGGUUUGGAGUGAGAAUUCGCGUAAGGUUACAGCUCAAGUUCUAGAGUUUUUUGUUGUUACAAUAUGUAACAGUGGUGGUUCAUUGAGGGACAAAGAUGUGUACUCUUUGUGGGAUUUGGUGAAGGAAAUUGGGGAGAAAGAGAAUGGGGUUGUUAAUGUUGCGAUUCUUAAUGAGUUGGUAAGUUCGUUUUCGAAAUUGGGAAAAGGGAAGGCUGCGUUAGGGGUUUUGGAGAAAUUUGAUGGGUUUCAGUGUGUACCGGAUGCAGAGAGUUAUUACUUUACGAUUGAAGGUCUUUGUAGGAGAUUAGAUUUUGAUUUGGCGUGUUCUGUGUGUCAGAAGAUGAUUGAUGCACAGAGGAUUCCUGAUGGUGAGAAAAUUGGUAGAAUGUUGUCUUGGUUGUGUAAGGGUGAGAAGGUGAAAGAAGCUCAUGCGGUGUAUAUGGCAGCGAUGGAGAAUAAGAUGUAUCCUCCUUUGUCUUCUGUUGGUUUUUUGGUUGGUAAUUUGUGUCAUAAAAAUGAAACUGUACAACUGGCUCUGGAGCUGUUGAAUGAUAUCCCUGCUGAGAGGAGGAAACGUGCAAUAAAGCCGUUUUCGGCUGUUGUUCGAGCCUUGUGUAGGAUUAAAGACGUUGAUCAGGCCAAAGAGUUGGUUUUGAAAAUGAUUGCUGAUGGUCCGCUUCCUGGAAAUGCUGUUUUCAAUUAUGUUAUUACCGGUUAUUCCAAAGUUGGGGAAAUGGGACAAGCUGUGGAGAUGUUGAGGCUACUUGAAAGUAGGGGUUUGAAACCAGAUGUGUACUCGUAUUCUGUUAUUGCUAGUGCUUAUUCGAAUGGAGGCGAGAUGGAAGAGGCUAGGAAGAUCUUGGAGGAAGCUAAAAAGAAUCAUUCGAAGUUAAGCCCUGUCAUGUAUCACACUCUAAUCCGCGGAUAUUGCAAAUUGGAACGGUUUGAUGAGGCUUUGGAGUUGUUGACUGAGAUGAAGGAUUUUGGGGUACGUGCUUCUGCUGAUGAAUACGAGAAGCUGAUCCAGUCUCUCUGCUUGAAGGCUUUGGAUUGGGAAAAAGCAGAAAAGCUGCAAGAAGAAAUGAAAGAAAAGGGUUUACAUCUCAAGGGCAUCACUAGGGCCCUAGUUAGAGCUGUCAAGGAAGCGGAAAAGGAGGCCGUGGAGGCACAAAGCGAAAGUUUAGUGGCCUGAACAGGAGAAGCCUGGUAUUUGUAAUUUUUUUCUUAGGUUACAUUCUCCAUACCAAAAACUACUGAGAGGAGAAAUUUUCUGAAGUUAUUAUUGAUGAGUUUGCUUACUAGCUUUUUUGAUAUAAUCAAUCUUGUUUAAUUCCCCCAGUUUAGUGUUGACAGUGACACAUAUAAUCAGAUUUCUUUAUUUUCGACUAAUUAAUGUCACACAAUAACUACAUAGCACUUACACUGUGCUGUUUCAGUGCCUCUUUCA
Molecule: messenger RNA, 2103 nt
Organism: Medicago truncatula (barrel medic)
Lineage: Eukaryota; Viridiplantae; Streptophyta; Magnoliopsida; Fabales; Fabaceae
Product: pentatricopeptide repeat-containing protein At3g02650, mitochondrial
Exons: 1
Coding region: 160-1848 (562 amino acids)
Molecular function (GO): protein binding
Source: RefSeq, a predicted model, not a curated record